AUGGCAGAUCCAAGACGGGUUGAAAGACCAUUGGCCUUUCCACAGGAUCCAAUCCCACCUUCUCACCUACUCGCGCGUAUACAUCCAUCAAUUAUAGAUUUCCCAACACAACGCUACUAUGCAGUAUCUGCUUUUAUUUUGCUACAAGCACUAAAAGCCUAUAGUGCCUGGAAAGACGCUCAUUAUUUUGAACAUGACCCAUCUUAUAACACGGCAUGGAUGUGGUGCUAUGCUGAUAUAUUCUACAUGACGAUGCUCUGGUACAUCCGAAUUCCAUGGUUGCAAUUCACUAAAUUCAAGACUAUCUUUAUUUUACUGGUUUUAUUUUCUUUAAACUUCCUUAUGUUUGUCAUACCAGUGACUGCUGUCAGCAUUGCUUUGUUCAAAAAUACCUUCGGAGACUUAUUUACUCGUAGAAUUGGCGCCUCUCGAGCAAAGAAGGUUAACGUAAAUGGUAUUAUAAAUGACCCAUCUCAUAUUCUCGGAAGACAUACCCUUCAUAUCCUUCCUCACGGAUCUGCUGAACUUAAUCCCUUUAAUGAGUUCUAUUGUCUGCCUGCAAGAUCCAAGGGGAAGAAAGAAAUUUUUAUUCCAAUUUCGAUGAACAACACAAUUCCAUACAGUCUCACUAUGGAGCAUUUUGAUUUCGACACAAAAUUGAAUACAACAAAGGGUCUCUCUCGAAACGAUUUAAAACGUACAAUUGAAUUGAACUCUAAGGACGACGGAGCAGAAAUAUAUUAUGUUCGAAUCAAAGCACCUGGACUUUAUACCUUAAAAGACGUGAAGAGCAGAAAUAAUAUCGAUGUCAGAACUAAACACAAGGCUGUCUACGUUUUCACCUGUCCAACUGCCGAGUUCGAAUCCUCAGCCACAACUGAUCUUUGCACAGGAGAUGAUGGACCGGUUGGAAUCAAAGUCAGUGGUGUACCUCCUUUCUCUUUGGGAUACAUUCAACGAGUAGGAGACUGGGAGUUUCCGUCAAAGAUUAGCCAAAUUAGACCCCAAGAUGUCAAUGUUCUUCCCGCUGAAAAGAUUCACGACAUGGACAAUGUUGAUCCUGAGUUUUUCCGCCCAAACCCAACCCAGUUUUACUCGUGGGCAGCUACCCAUCACCAAACAGUUUACUUGAAGCCAACUCUUGAGCACCCGACUUUGUACGAAUAUCAGCUCUUGAACGUCACAGAUGGAUUUGGCAACACUGUUUUUCUCGAUCAGUCGAGCGUUAUAAACUUUAGAGUGCACGAACAUCCAUCAGCAAAAUUUGCUUGCAAUGACGUCGAUCCUCCAAAACUUUUGGUCAACGAAGAUGUUGCACAUAUUCCUUUCGAACUUCAGGGAUCUGGUCCCUGGAAGGUCGGCUAUCGACAUAUCCAAGAAUCAAAUGAUAAAACGACUGAAUUUAACGUUUCUUUGAGUGUUCCAAUGGCAAGUCUCCAAGUACGAUCCCCCGGAAUUUAUGAGUUAUUGGAAGUCAGCGAUAGCUAUUGCAAAGGAAAUAUCCUCACACCUUCUACCUGCCGUGUCGUCCAACCCCCGCUCCCUUCGAUCGAAAUACGCGAAACACCUAUUCCAUCUGAAUGCUCGGGAACUGACUUUAUCGGAAUGAAAUUCUUUACAGAAUUGAAGGGAACUCCUCCAUUUAAUCUAAAAUACAACGUAUAUAAAAAGACCGGAAGAUCAAAGACUAUUGUAGGAAGCUGGAAUGAGACAAUCGAUCGAUCCCGCUACAUAAUUUCUUACAUGCCAACAACAAGCGGAGAUUACAUUUAUGAAUUCGAGAGUUUGAGUGAUAAGAAUUACAGGGAUCAGGAUAUCAGUAAAUACGCAUUCUCGCAUACCGUUUACCCUCAGCCUGAUGCAUCAUUUGAUGAGAGCUUGACAACUCUCAAAACAAUCCGUACUUGCGUCGGAGAAUCGAUCUCUUUGGAUGUCAAAUUGACAGGUGCUCGACCAUUAACCCUCUUCUGGUCUAUAUCCGGCCAACUGUACUCUGAAGAGAUACAAGACGACAAGUAUCGUCUUAAAAUCCCCAAUCUUGAAAAGCCUGGCCCUCAUGUUGUUUCUCUUGUUAUGAUCAAGGAUGCAAAUGGAUGUUCAAUCGAUUUAGAGGCACGUGAUGUGGUCAUUGACGUUAGACGUGAGCGUCCUACUGCUGGAUUUUAUACCAACAAUCAAUUCAAUGGUUCUGUCGAGAUCACUCAAGGAUCCACUGCAACUCUUCCCCUCCGUUUGGCUGGAAAGGGUCCAUGGAUGGUUGGAUACAAGAACACAGAAAAGGAAAAUGCAGAGACCAAUAUGGUUGUUACCGAAGAUCCCAAUGCUACAUUGGAAACUAAGGAACCUGGAACAUAUGAAGUAGUAUCUGUUCAGGAUGAAUUUUGUAGAGGAAAUGUUAUUCCAUCACCAUAUACAGUGCGUUGGAUCGAUAAGCCUGUGAUGACAAUUGACGACGAAACAGCCAUUCUGAAACAAGAAGAUGCUUAUGAGAAACCUGGUGUCUGCCAAGGAGCAAGUGCUAGUGUUGGUAUCAAAUUUCAAGGCCAUGGAUCAUUCUAUUGCUCCUAUGAUAAGUACCAGGUUGGAUCCUGGAAACUCAAUCCAGUUCAUCUUGGAACUGAAGAAAUCAAUUCUGUAUAUCCUAAUGCUCAAGUUAAUCUGGAUACAAAUACAAGCGGAAAGUUCCGAUACCUGUUCAACAAAAUCGCAGACCAGAGAUACAGCGAUCCUUUUGUUACUUUCCACAGGCAAACUGUUGAAUACACCGUCCAUCCUCUGCCAACUGUUGCCUUUUCCGGAAGAACAAAAAAGCAACACUCCUUGUGUGUGGGAGAUAGUUUGUUAUCCAAUGACAUGCCCCCAAUCUGGUUAGAUCUUACCGGACAGGCACCAUUUGUUGUAGAAAUCCGAGUCAAGCAUCAAACUGCUAACCACCUCCAGACACAUCAUCUUAGUGUUCCUACUCACAAGUACAAAUUAGAAUUAUUUGAUGUACUCGAAACAUCUGGUCUUUACAAUAUCGAGCUUGUUAGCGUUGUGGACAACAAUGGCUGUCACUCUACUACCCCAGCAUCUAACCCAGUGUUGACGGUUGAGGCUAUGGAAGUAGCAACCAUCAGCUCCUCUGACACAUGUGCUGAUCACUGUGUCGGUGAUGAUUUAGACUAUACUUUGUAUGGUGUCAGCCCAUUUGCAGUUUCCUACCAGUUUAAUGGACGCAAUAAGAAGAUUACGGCUUCUUCAUCAACUCUAUCCAUUCUUGCUGACAGUCCUGGUAAUCUUACUAUUAUCUCGGUUGGCGACAAACGCAAUAAAUGCACCACAUAUAUAAAUCAUAUGACCAGCAUUAUUCAUCAGACACCAUCAUCAUUUAUCAGUGGUGGCAGAGAAGUUUUUGAAAACAUUCAUGAGGGUGAUACGGCACAGGCUGUCAUUGAUCUAGUUGGAACCCCUCCGUUUGAGUUCAAGUGGCAAAGAAGUGAACUAGUCUGGAAUAAAGACAAAAACCAUCAUUACAAGGGAAAUGUUCUGGAAACUCAUUUGGUCCAGGAUGUGCAAGACAAUCGCUAUUAUAUUAAUACCGCGGUAGAGGGCAUUAUUGAGGUUACUUAUAUCAAAGAUCGUUACUGCCAGUAUCCUCGUUUGUAAUAGUCAGUACUCUAGGAUAUCUAUUGUCUAGAAAGGACAUCAUUUGUAUAUAAAAGAACACUGCCUGUUUAAAGUAGAAACGGAGAUGAAAAUCUAAUACAAAAAAAACCCGUUUUUUCCAUUUAAGAUAAAUAAAUAAAUUGGCAAAUUUGCACAAGAUAU
This is a messenger RNA of Phycomyces blakesleeanus NRRL 1555(-), 3810 nucleotides long. RefSeq lists its product as hypothetical. Gene Ontology annotation, molecular function: structural constituent of nuclear pore. NCBI's taxonomy places the organism in Eukaryota, Fungi, Mucoromycota, Mucoromycetes, Mucorales, Phycomycetaceae. Gene Ontology annotation, cellular component: nuclear pore transmembrane ring. The transcript has 11 exons. The coding region runs from base 1 to 3648 and encodes 1215 amino acids. The record is from RefSeq and is a predicted model, not a curated record. Gene Ontology annotation, biological process: protein import into nucleus; nuclear pore organization.